Molecule: messenger RNA, 2592 nt
Organism: Diuraphis noxia (Russian wheat aphid)
Lineage: Eukaryota; Metazoa; Arthropoda; Insecta; Hemiptera; Aphididae
Product: Meiotic central spindle
Biological process (GO): regulation of gene expression
Cellular component (GO): nucleus
Source: RefSeq, a predicted model, not a curated record
ACAUGAUGUUAUAAUAUAAAAAAUUACAUUUAAUAAUAAUUAAUCACAUUUAACGAUCAAUACACUUGAAUUAUCAAAAGAAACAUUUUUUUUAUUUGUUCAGUACGACUAUCAGUAUGCUCUAGUUUUUAUGAUUUUCUUUUUUAUUAUUUGUGUUACUUGUUGGUUACUUCCCAUCAACAACUUUUAAUCAUCUGUGUCUCUUGGAUAGUUGGAUACCUUAUAUGGUUCGUAAUAUGUACUACUCUGUUUCAAUAAUUCAGCUACUGCGGUGACACCGCCAAGACAGUAGAAACGUACAGUCACCACAUCAGUGAUUGCAGAUUACAAUAAAUUAUUAAGUACACUAAACUUAAUACUAUUAGCUUUAAAGAGAAACUUAAAUAACAAUAAAUACAAAUAAUAUAACUAUAAUAAUUAUUGAACACAUUUUUUUGUCUUGGAACAAGAUUAAAAAGAUAUUUAAAUCUCUACAAUGGAAUUACGAAGCAAGAAAUUUCUAGAAGAAAUUAAAUAUUUCAGCUUGAUUUGACUAAAAUGUAUCUACUAUACUCUGUUUCAAAAGAAAAUAGACUUGGCGACGACUGGCUCCUAUCCUGCAUAAGGUACAAUACAGCAUUCAAAUUAUUUGGCAGAAAUGCAAAAAAGUGUGCAGAAUUGGUAUAUUCUUCUUUGGAACAUAGUAUAUGAAUACAUCAAAUACGGGCUGCAAAAUCCAGAUAAAUCAACCAACUCUUAAUCACCAACUUCAAACCAUUAAUAAUCUACAUCAUCUUGUUACCAUGUAAUGGUACGAAAAAUAAAUUUGAGUUGAUAUGUGUGUUAUUUUAGCAGAAGCCGAGAAAAUACGUGAUGCGUUAUUUGCGGUAGGAUGAACGACACCAAAAKGAGUGAUCUUCCUGGUAGUUCGAAGACACGUGAAAGCGAACGCUUUGCAUGCAAUAUUUGUAACAUGUCAUUCACUCAAAAUAGUCAUUUGACUAAACAUGGACGAACACACGCAGUCGUGGAGCCGUAUCCAUGUGAUAUUUGCGACAAGUCGUUUGCUGACAACAGUCAGCUCAUGAAGCACCGACGGAACCACAUGGUUGAGAAACCCCACAAGUGUGAUUUUUGUGAAAUGUUUUUUGCUCAAGCCAGUCAUCUAAACAAGCAUCAACGGUCGCACAUGGGUGAUAAACCGUUCCCGUGUGACAUAUGUGACAAGGCGUUCGCUGAUAAAAGCCAUCUAAAAAGACACCGGCGAACUCACACAGGUGAGAAACCUUACCCAUGCGGUGUGUGUGACAAAUCGUUUGCAGAUAGUGAUGGUUUGACGAAGCACUGGCGAUGGCACACGGGCGAAAGACCUUACCCUUGCAAUAUGUGUGAAAAGUCAUACGCCGAUAGCAGUAGUCUAACGAAGCACCGGCGGUCGCACACUGGCGAGAAGCCGUACUCGUGUGAUGUUUGCGACAAAUCCUAUUCUCAAAGCAGUCAUCUGACGAAGCACCGACGUACACACAUAACCGAUAAACCGUUUUUGUGCGAUAUAUGUUUUAAAACGUUCACUGAUGGCGAUUUUCUUACAAAACAUCGCCGGACGCACACAGGUGAAAAACCAUACCCGUGCGAUGAGUGUGAAAUGUCGUUCGCUCAAAGCAGCAAUCUUACAAAGCACCGGCGGACGCACACUGGUGAAAGACCUUACCCGUGUGAUAUCUGUGAUCAGGCAUUCGCCGUUAGCGCCAGUUUAACUAAACACCGUCGGACGCACACCGGCGAAAAACCGUACCCGUGUGAAGUGUGUGACAAAUCAUUUGCUGAUAGUGGAAGUCUGACAAAGCAUCGGAGGACACACACUGGUGAAAAACCCUAUUUAUGUGAUGUGUGCGAUAAAUCAUUCGCAAUUAACGGUAAUCUGACGAAACACCGCCGGAUACACACGGGCGAGAAACCUUACUUAUGUGAUGUGUGCGAUAAAUCGUUUGCUGAUAGCAGUGGUCUAACGAAACACAAGCGAACGCAUACGGGUGAGAAACCUUACUUUUGUGAAGUUUGUGAAAAGUCGUUCAGUGAUAGUGGUACCCUGAAGAAACACCGGCGAAUAAAGCACACACAACCGGAUCAGUCAAACAUGGCAAAAGAUGUCACUACCCUGCCCGACGUAUGAUGGUGACAAAAAUUAUACAUUCAAUUUUGUAAUAGUAUAGUUAAUUAUUUCGAUAUUAUAGUCACAUGACUGGUGGAUACAAGAAGUCAAAUAAAUAGAUUUGACGAUUAAAUGAUCCAUAGUUUUUAAAAAUUUAAUCAUAUAUUAUACUGAAACUUAAAAGUUAAGAGCUGUUAUGGUUGCAUAAUUUAUUAUACUGUUAUUCUAGAUAAUAAUAAAUGCGUUUUUAUAAGAGAUAGUUAAUUGAUUAAUAAUUGACUCGAUAGCUGAGAGGCCAAAAGUUAUAAAAUGUUUAAUUUUACUAAAAAUCGUUUUGAAGUCCAUUAUGGCAAUCUGGUUUGUCUUUGCAUUCGACAAAACAUCAUCAUAGUCAAUAUCAAAAUUAAAACAUGUUUAAUAGAUACUUUAAGUUUUAUGAUUUUAGAACAUAUUUAUUACAA